AUGUCAGAUGCCGAAGCGGAUGAACCUGUAGUAUUUAAAAAGACCUUCAGAAAACGACCGGUUAAUGUGAGAAAGACUGAAGCUGAAGAGGUUAAACCUAAGCCAACAGAAGAGGAUAAUUCUGACGAAGUAUCUGAAGAUUCGGAAGGAUCGAAAAGUGAAGAUGAAGCGGUGCCAAUCAAAGUCAGGCGAGGGUUGUUUUCUAAUAGAAACAAGAGGUUGAAGAAGAAUCCAAUGAUGCAAAACGUGAGUUCACCCACAUUUGGGAGGUUUAUUUGUUAUCUAUUCUGAUUUUAGAGUAAAAAGCGAGCUAAUCCGAUGGGAGAUGUUUCGGAUGAAGAAGGAACGUCGGAAGAAACCAGCGAAUCAGAUGAAGAAAGGAAGAAAGCCUUGGACAUUGAUGAUAACAUAAAGUCUUCUGGAAUCGCGGAAAGUGAAGUACCGAAAGACAUGGGAGCGACUAAAUUGAGUGAAAUUGACACAGAACGGGACAAGGAUUAUCAGGCACAGUUUGAGAGGGUUCAGAAGAAUCUACAGGAUAAUGACCAACAGCCAGGGACAAGUGGAGAGAAGGUGAGUAAAGAGUUGGGUUAUUUUUGCUAGUUUUUAGAGAAAUAUGAUUCAUUUUUUUAUGUCUUUUGAAGCUUGGCUGUUGAUAUUUUGCUAACUUUUUUUAUAAGGAAAUAUAGAGUAAAAUUAUUUUAUUAUAUUAAAGUAGUUUUAUUUAUGUUAUUCUUCUUUGCAGAUUUACCGUGGUCUGAAGAUGUACGGUGCAAAGGCGGCCAAAGACACAGUGAAAGGCAAAGCUAGUUCCGGUUUAAAUCAUUAUGGCCCAAUUAGGAAUCAGCAGUUCAUGAGGGCGUCUGUGAGGUGGGACUUUGCUCCUGACAUUUGCAAAGAUUACAAGGAAACUGGAUUCUGUACAUUUGGAGACUCGUGCAAGUUUCUGCACGAUCGGUCUGAUUACAAGCACGGUUGGGAGAUUGAAGCUGAAUGGCAAAAGAAGCAGGCAGCUCUUAAGAAUAACGAAGAAGUGGAUUAUACAAUACAUAGUGAUGAGGAUUGA
This is a messenger RNA of Bursaphelenchus okinawaensis, 1066 nucleotides long. NCBI's taxonomy places the organism in Eukaryota, Metazoa, Nematoda, Chromadorea, Rhabditida, Aphelenchoididae. The record is from the annotation of a GenBank genome assembly.